Messenger RNA from Cavenderia fasciculata, 321 nucleotides. RefSeq lists its product as uncharacterized. The transcript has 2 exons. Bases 1 to 321 code for a protein of 106 amino acids. Lineage: Eukaryota; Evosea; Eumycetozoa; Acytosteliales; Cavenderiaceae. The record is from RefSeq and is a predicted model, not a curated record.
AUGAGCCAACACCAACAACAACCAGAACAGCCACAUCCACAUCCACAUCCACAACUUCAUCAUACCGCAUCGAUGGAUGCAUCCAUCAAGAUGUUAAAUGGAAGACUCAAGCUCCCAAGUCCACCUCCUGUUCCUCCUAAUCAUCAUUCGCAUCCUCCCCUGUCACCUACAAAUAGUGAUAAUAGUAUUGGAAGUAGUAGUAGUGAUGAAUCAAUACUAUCGACAUCUACUACACCUGUUCACAAAGAAAGAAAAGGGAGAAUGAGCCUAAUAUUCAACAAAAAGAAAAAGGAUCAACAAGAUGAAGAUUUCAUCAACUAA